CACGUAUAUAAACCACACCUUCCUUUCAUUUUUUCUCUCUCUCUCUCUCUUCUCUCUCUUUGUGUCACUGCUACUCCAGUUUCUUUAUUUAAACUAGGGUUUGUGCGGCACUCAAAAUCCCCAAAUUGUCCCAAUUUCGUGGCUCUCAACUCAAAUUCGACGAUUCUCGGUCGAGUUUGAACUAGUUUAUUGGUAAUUGGGGAGGUUUCUGGUGGAUCUGGGAUUUCAGUGGUGGGGGAUUGAGAUUUGGAUGUGGUGUAUGUGUGUAAAGAAGCGUUAAGAAGCGUUUCGGGCGAAAUCUGAGGGCGGACUGUGGGCUCGUGAUCCGGAUUUGGUCUUGCUGGGGCAAAUGCGGUUAAGUUUUGCUCUCAAUUAUUGAAAUUUUCCAUUUUGAUCUGAAAGAAAAAGCAAGAACAAAGAAUAUGCUGCAAAAUCAGCCAAAGAAGGACCUGAAGGAGAUUGAUUUUUUUACUGACUAUGGUGAUGCAAAUCGAUAUAGAAUUCUUGAAGUUAUAGGGAAGGGAAGCUAUGGAGUUGUUUGUGCAGCAAUUGACACACAUACUGGCGAAAAAGUCGCAAUAAAAAAAAUACAUGAUGUUUUUGAGCACAUCUCUGAUUCUAUACGGAUCCUGCGUGAAAUAAAGUUGCUCAGGCUCUUACGGCAUCCUGAUAUUGUUGAAAUUAAGCGCAUCAUGUUGCCACCAUCAAAGAGAGAGUUCAAAGACAUUUAUGUUGUUUUUGAGCUAAUGGAAUCUGAUCUUCACCAAGUGAUUAAAGCUAAUGAUGACUUGACGCAUGAACACCAUCAGUUUUUUCUUUAUCAGAUGCUACGUGCAUUGAAAUAUAUGCAUACUGCAAAUGUUUAUCACCGAGAUCUUAAGCCGAAAAAUAUAUUGGCAAAUGCAAAUUGCAAACUCAAAGUUUGUGACUUUGGAUUAGCAAGAGUUGCAUUUAGUGAUAUGCCAACAACAAUAUUUUGGACGGACUAUGUUGCCACAAGAUGGUAUAGGGCUCCGGAAUUGUGUGGAUCAUUUUUCUCAAAGUAUACACCUGCAAUUGAUAUAUGGAGUAUUGGCUGCAUCUUCGCUGAGAUACUGACGGGGAAGCCCUUAUUUCCUGGUAAAAGUAUUAUUCAUCAAUUAGAUUUGAUCACUGAUCUUCUUGGGACACCUUCACCAGAAACCAUUUCAGCGAUUUGUGUUGAGCAUAUCCAGGUUCGAAAUGAGAAGUCGCGAAAAUAUUUGAUAGAAAUGAGGAAAAAACCUCCUGUGCCCUUUCAACAGAAAUUUCCAAAUGCAGAUCCUCUUGCACUCCAUUUAUUGCAGAGGCUGUUAGCAUUUGAUCCGAAGGAUCGGCCAACUGCCGAAGAGGCAUUGGCUGAUCCUUACUUUAAGGGACUUGCCAAAGUUGAGAGAGAACCUUCUGCUCAGCCAAUCUCAAAGUUGGAGUUCGAGUUUGAGAGAAGAAGGGUGAUAAAGGAGGACAUCAGAGAACUAAUAUACCGAGAGAUACUAGAAUACCAUCCUCAGCUGCUCAAAGACUACGUGAAUGGAACUGAAGGCUCAAAUUUCCUAUAUCCUAGUGGUAUAUGUCAGUUCAGAAAGCAGUUUGCACAUCUUGAGGAAAAUGGUGGUAAAAGUUCACCGGUUUAUCCUUUAGAGAGGAAGCAUGUCUCUCUCCCACGGUCCACUGUUCACUCAAAUACAAUUCCUCCUAGCACACAGAAAAAUUUGACUUCGCAUCAGAACCGGCAAAUUGCAGAGCAGGCUUCAUCGAAUUUUAGGUCAAUGGAUGCAAGUUCUGGAAAUCCAUCUAAAGUUUCACGGCCUCCACCAAGGGUUCCAAUAGCAAAGCCUGGUAGAGUUGUGGGACCAGUACUGCCUUAUGAGGAUUUGAGAAGUAUGAAAGAUGAAUAUGGUUCAAGGAUGUAUGAUAGAAAUGCAGUUCUUACUCCUCAGGCAGUAACUCAACAGUGGUUUCUAAAGACUCACACGGCGAAUCAAGAGAAAUCUGGGUUUGAGGAGGAGAGAGAUUUGUCACAAGCCAAACCCCAACAAUGCAAUGUUACAGCCAAACCAGCCUCGGGCAUGGCAAUGGAUGUCAACACUAAUCCAUAUAUCCAACCGCAAACCAAGGGAGAUCAGUUGAAUGAUCGAAUUACCAUCGAUGCAAAACUGCUGCAGGCACAGUCACAAUUUGGUGCAGCUGGCGCUGCAGCUGUUGCUGUAGCUGCUCACAGGAAUGCAGGAGCUGUUCAAUAUGGAUUAUCUUAAGUGGCCUGGACUGUGGGAUAGUUAGGAUCUCUUCCCGGAAAGAGGAGGUUUCUCUAGGUUUUAUCUACUUCUACUUGUUUUUUUUUUAUCAUGUACAUGUAAGUACAUAUAUCUCAUUCUUGAAGCUAGUAAUAAAAUAGAUAUUUCUUAACACGUCUCAGAGAUGUCAUCUUGGUGUUCAUCUUAUGCCUUGUUUGCAGACACAAAAAAAAAAAAAAAAAACAAAUAAAUGAAAAA
Corylus avellana is the source of this 2510-nucleotide messenger RNA. RefSeq names its product mitogen-activated protein kinase 19. Gene Ontology annotation, biological process: protein phosphorylation. The record is from RefSeq and is a predicted model, not a curated record. NCBI's taxonomy places the organism in Eukaryota, Viridiplantae, Streptophyta, Magnoliopsida, Fagales, Betulaceae. Gene Ontology annotation, molecular function: ATP binding; MAP kinase activity.